UACCUCCACGCGCUAGGUGGCAACAGUCAUAUCUGGUCUAAAUUACAUCUACGCAACAAACCACAGAAGAAGCCUCGUCUCUAGGAUACAGAGGAAGCGUUCCUGGACUGACUGUCUCUCUUGCAAAUGAGAUUACCGUAAUGAGAAUAUCUUGUGGAGGAAUGGUGUUCAUCCCUCCAAUAGAGUUCCACUGACUUGGCAAGGAGCACUGAAGCUGCGCUGGGGGCUCGUGGUGGCGUGACUCCAUACUAAGACACUUCAUGUUGUGGGGAUGCUGCCGGUGGAGCAUCUUAACCUGGACCAUGUUCUGCAGACUGUGUGUGUGUUGGAGUCAGUCGUCCUCCGCAGUUUUGGCCCUGAAGGAGGGCAGGUGCUGUUCACCCGAGACACAGGACAGGCGAUGUUGAGCCGCAGUGGGACACGCAUUCUCACAGCACUACGACUGGAGCAUCCACUGGCCAGGAUGGUGGUGGAGUGUGUCUUGAAACACAGCACUAUAACAGGCGAUGGAUCCAAGACCUUUAUCCUACUGCUGGCGUCAAUAUUACGGAUGAUUCAUACAACAGCCUGCAAGGAGCCUAAUGUGUCUCACACCUAUAACUCCAGGGAAGCAGCAGAGGCUGCCACUGCCAGGCACUUGGCUGAUGAACUGCUGGCAUUUGCAUUAGAGGAGCUGGAUGAUGUCAUUGCUAUGGGAGUGGUCCCGUAUGGAUGCUGUCUUUCGUGGGAGGAUUUCACAGCAAAAACACCAUCACCAGCUCACACAAACAAUCACUGUGUUCAAAAGCUGCUGGCAUCAUUCUUUCAUUCACGUCUGGGUCGCACCCACUGUGACUUUAUUAGCGACCUCACCUGUGAACUGCUCACUCACUGGAAGUUUAAAAAUGACCUACCUUCCUUAUCACUUCAGUUUGUAAAUGACAACUUGCCUGCAUUGCAUACACCUGUAUCAGGCUUCCCUAUUAGUUGUUCACGUUUGAUUGAGGGGCAGGUAAUUCACAGGGACUUUGCUACGUCCUGCCCUCAGACUGACCACCAGCCAGUUAAAGCUGUAGUUUUCACUGGGUACCUGCAGCCAAAAUUGCUCAGUGCAGGAGAAGUGCUGGAGCUGGGAUGUGGAGAGCAAGGGAUGGAGGGGAAUUCAAAGAAGGAGAGAAGUAUUGUGCAGUUUAGUGCCUGGGCAGAAAGGUCUCUAGAGUGUGUCAUUGCAAACCUGCAGAGUUUGGGUGUCUCUGUGCUCUUUUCUGCAGUCAAACAGUCUGCUGCUGUCCUGGCUUUAGCUGUGCAGGCAGGGAUGUGCAUUGUGGAGUGUGCCAGUGAAGAUGAGCUGUCUCUCUUUGCCCAGCUAAGUGGGGCCACACCUGUCUCAGACUGCUGGAUGAUUGAACCAGAGCAUGUUGCUACACUGACCUUUUGCCGACCAAUACUGCUGGGAGCCCAUAGGUAUGUCCAUGUGGCUUUCCAUGAUUCAGCGGAAAGGGUCAUGGUCAAACCCUGUAGUCUGGUCAUUUGUGGCCCAGGGGAAGGGCAAACAGACCAGUAUGCAUGCGCGUUUCGAGAUGCCAUCCGCAUGCUACUUUCAACUUGGGAACCCAUGGGAAUGACUGCAACUACAGCAUCCAAGAGGACCUUUAAGUCAAACAAAAGCACAUCGUUACAUACAGGCAAUCAGAUCCCUAAUGCACCUCCCUUCCAGCAGUGUGUGUUGGAGCCAGGCUGUGUUAUACCUGCUGGUGGGACAUUUGAGUUUCUCUUAAACCAUGCCCUCCUACAACAUAGCCGCACAUCAGUUCCUGAUGACACAAGUAUGGGUAUCCCUGCUGUUUCCCAGCUCUUGGCAAAUGCUCUACUGAGCGUGCCCCGACAGAUUUACUCCCACAGUCUGCGAAGUUUCCUGCAGACUCAAACCAGACUCUUGUGUUUUAUUCAGAAUCAUUCCCACCCUUUCAGCCUUGUAUACACACAAGAACACAACACAAUCCUCAUACAGGGUUGGGGUAAAAAUGAAUUUCCUCUAGAGGAAAAUAAACUAAGCAUGCAUUGUUGCAGAGAGGCUGUGUCAUCCAAAGUUUUUAUAUUGGACUCGGGCCUUGAAUCUGUCUCCUGUAAAUACCAGCUGCUUCUGGCUGUGCUGCAGUGUGUCUCAAGUCUUCUUCAGGUGGACACGGUGCUGCGCACGCACACAGCUUUACACACACAGUCACGCAGACUUGCAAACAUUUCCUGGGAGGGCACAGAGGACGAGGCUGAGGACUGAGAUUGUAUUGUGUCCCAAGAUGAAAGCCAUAAACAUAUUUUCUCUCAGUACUUACUCCCAUUCAAAAGUUGGAGGAAAUAAUUUUCUCUUUAAUGCAGAUGGCCACUGCAAUUUUUGUAUUUAUUGUAUUUUAUUUUGCCUUACUGCAAUACUUCUACUGAGAUAGUAAAUUACAUUUCAUGGCAGUACUGUUGUGUGGUGCAAUUUAUAGGCCAAUAAAAUGUUACGGUGGUUCUGUACCAUCCUCUCCUGAAUCAAGGCUAGCUUUGGCAAUAACAGUAAAAAAGAAAACAUCAAACUAUUCAGUGUUAAUCUCAGUACAGAAUGUGCAGUCAUUAUCAGAUAGUUUAGUCUUUAUCUACUGUGUGUUAAUGUGAAGUAGUGUGAGUGUGGAAGUGUUGAUGUUGGCCUCUUUCCUCAAUCCUCAUCAUGGUUCCUAUUUUUUUCAACAUUUCUCUUAUCUCUGUUUCCUGGUCUCUCUUCCCUCAGCCAGUACACAUUCUGUUAUAUAAAAGACAUACACACAGAACCAUCUAACAAAAAUACAUAUCUUUUUUAUAAUCAGUGUUAUCUCCAUAGUGGGUGACGGGUGUCUGAGUGGGCAACACCCGGCUGUCAACAACCAAAUCAAAGUGUACUUCCUUGUGCUAUAAUCAGAGGAACAUUCUAUUCUCACCUCUUUUGGGGGAAAUUAUGAGUCAUUAGAAAUUAACUAGACUCACUACCAUACAUAAAUAUGUACUGUUUACUGUCAACAUUGUGACCUAGUUGCAUUGUUGUUUAUGAUGGGAUAACUCAGAAACAAAGACAGUUCUUGGCUUUGUUUGUGCUUUGAAUCAAACUCUACAUGAGUCACACUUGAUGGUCACAAAUAUCAAAGGGGAAAGCUGAGGGGAGUAUUCAGAAUGUUUUUUUUUCCACUGCGCACAUGGAAAAAACCCUGAAUGUUGUUUUCAGUCUUAUCAAGUCUCCCACGCCCUUCUAACCCUUGCAUGUCCCCUAUAUCCUACACAGCUAAAUCUAACAUGCCAAGCAGAGUCAAUUUAAUUGUGAAGAUUUGCUGAGAAUAGGCCUAAUGAAAAAUUGCAGCUCAUCUGACUGUUGCACUGUGUGUAUGUGAGUGAUUGCCAUAAUAUAAUAGCCUCAGAGUCGACUCAGUUAGUUUGGUUUAUUUGGCUUUUUUUUUGUCUCAAACAGUGCAUAUGGUACAAAUCAACCCAAUCUCUGUAAAAUGAAACGGACAUUAGAAAAUACACCAUCAAACCGCAUCUACCAAACAACCACCUAAAUGUAUAAAUCUUUUACAAAUAAAAAAAAAGAAAAGACAUUUACAAAAUGUGACAAAAAAAUUAAAGAUGUUUUUAGAAAGGGUAAGUUAGGACAUGGAGAAAGAAAGGUAAGGAACAAAUAGAGGAACUGAAAUGCUACUCUGAUACCAAGCUGGAACAAACCACAGGCACCACAGUUCACAGCUCGGCAUUCAACUGGCUACUAGUCGCCAUGGCUUGACUUCAGUGUUGUAAGAAAAAGGAAUUAUAGAAUUUCAUUGGCUACUGCUGUAUUGUGCUGAAGUAGUGGUGGUUGCCUUUUUAUGGCCCAGGUCCAUGACUCGUCUUGCCAGUAGGUGACUCCAAGUGAGAAAUGUGAUCAGUAUACAAUAUGAUCUUUUGUUUAGAUAAUUAGCAGUUCACAAACACUAAUUUCAAUCAAAUGACCACUAAAUUACACAUUUCUGUACUAUAUUGCCACUGAAGCACAGAGCACACCCAUUCUAUAGUUGGGCCAAAUAACCACAUUGCAUCUAUAUAGUCCAGGAAGGUGGGCCCAAGUGUCACCAGCACAGUUAGAACUGACGUAUAAUGUAAUAAUCAGAAAUACCUACACCCAGCCUGGCUUAGGUUAUCCCCCUUGAACAAGCAGUGUUUCUAUUGGCAGUGGAGAAUCGAAUGACAUCAUGCAACAUUAACAAGGACUUCAGUGUGUGAUGGUGGGUGUCACACCACCUCCCGAGACUUCCUGAUGGCGCAGCACAGGAGCAUGCUAAAGAUCAUCCCAAAGAUC
Molecule: messenger RNA, 4318 nt
Organism: Siniperca chuatsi (mandarin fish)
Lineage: Eukaryota; Metazoa; Chordata; Actinopteri; Centrarchiformes; Sinipercidae
Gene: bbs10
Product: Bardet-Biedl syndrome 10
Exons: 5
Coding region: 272-2257 (661 amino acids)
Biological process (GO): chaperone-mediated protein complex assembly
Molecular function (GO): ATP binding
Source: RefSeq, a predicted model, not a curated record